AAAACCGAUUACGAACCGGAGUUAGUUUAUCUUUGAAAUGGUUGUCUCCCUUACAUUAACCGAAAUUUUUAUGUAAUAAUAUCUUGUCAUUGCGUUAUUGAGGGUCAGGUAAACGAACAAUUAUUUAGUUAUGUCUUCCUUGCUCACAGUACUCCUGAGAAAUGAAUGCAGAAGAAUAUGUUCCAAAUGUCUAUUGGAUCAUUGUGUGCCAAAACAAACUCUUAGAAAGUUCCACAAAACUAAAUGGUUAAGAAAAAAUGACAGUCUUCAACAGGGAGUUGAUAAAGUGAAAAAGACAUCACUGAAAAGAAAGCUUGCUUAUGGUUUUGGAUUAGGCUGUCUAACUACAGGAGUUGUUUAUGUUUCAUUAGAGGAACCUAAACGAAGAAAGAUCAGAGUAGUCAUUGGUGGUGUAGGCAGAUUUCUAAGAUCUCUAAAAAUAGGUUUAAUUGUAUCUGCUGACUAUAAAUGGAACUUAUGGAAAUUAAAGGAAGACUCCAAAGAAUACAAUGAUGCUAUCAAGUUAUGUCACAAAAGAGCUGCUGACAGACUCCUAGUUGGGUGUUUAAAGAAUGGAGGACUUUAUGUUAAACUUGGACAAGGUCUUGUCUCAAUGAAUCACAUUCUACCACGUGAAUAUAUAGACACGUUAGUUGUUUUACAAGAUAGAGCUUUAAUGAGACAUCCUGAUGAAGUUGAAGAACUAUUUAUAGAAGACUUUGGUAUGACACCUCAGAAAAUGUUUAAAGAAUUUGAAAAAGAACCAAUUGCUGCUGCUAGUCUGGCCCAGGUACACAAAGCUGUGACCCAAGAUGGCAAGAGAGUAGCUGUUAAGGUUCAGUAUAUAGACUUACAAGAUAGAUUUGCUGGAGAUAUCAGAACAUGUGAGGUCUUGUUAAAACUUAUUGGUUGGAUUCAUCCUAAAUUUGGAUUUGCUUGGGUUUUACAGGACAUGAAGGCAACCUUAGCAGAAGAACUUGAUUUCAUUCAUGAGGGUAAAAAUGCAGAGCGUUGUCAGAAUGACCUGAAACAUCUAAAGUAUAUUUAUGUGCCAAAGGUGGACUGGAAAAAGACAAGCAAGAGAGUUUUGACAUCUGAGUAUAUAGACGGGUGUAAAGUGAGUGAUAAAGAACAGAUUAAAGCUAUGGGUCUGUCAUUGCAUGAUGUAGAUAAGAAGUUAGUAGAGAGUUUUUCUGACCAGAUCUUCCUUACUGGAUUUGUUCAUGCUGAUCCACAUCCAGGCAAUGUAUUUAUUAGAAAGGGUGCAGACAAUAAAGCAGAAUUAGUAUUACUAGACCAUGGACUGUACGACACUCUAACACCACAGAACAGACAGUCAUUAAGUCUAUUGUUUAAAGCCAUUGUAUUGAAAGAUGAAGAUAAAAUGAUGAAAUACUCUAAAGAGCUUGGAGUCGAUGAUUAUCAGAUAUUUGUGUUUUUGGUGAAACAAGGUCCAGUCAAAUUACAUAAAGCUCCGCCAUUAUUUAGAGUGAAAAUUACAACAAAAGAAGAAUUUUACAACUUGGACCAAGAGAAGAAAGAUAUUUUUUUGGAGGACUAUCAUGGACUGUGGGACCGUACCAUUGAUGUUAUGAAGGCAAUGCCUGCUCCUUUGUUCUUUAUAUUUAGAAAUAUGAAUACUGUGAGAGCGAUCUGCAGAGAGCAUGGUCAUGUUAUAGACAGAUAUGGGAUAAUGGCCAGAAGUGCAAUAGUUGGAGCCAAUAAGAUGGCAGGACAGGAUCUAAGUCUAGGUGGACGACUGAAAUCAGUUUGGGAAAGAUUCCUGUUUGACUAUAGUAUCGUAACGGAACGAUGGAUCAUGAAUUUAGGAUAUUUAUAUCUUAGAAUACUCCAGUUUCUAGGAAGAGCUCCUUCAUUGGCAAAAAUCCAGUAUCUCAUUGAUUCAGAGGAGAAAAGGUAUGAUACAGUCUAAUGAAAGAUGGAGAAGAAAGCCAGUAUUAAGUUUUAACAGAUGUGCCAAAACAGACAACAAGUGCCAGAUUAAAACAAUAAAAACUUGACACCUGCUUGUUUUGUUUAUAACCAUAUCAACAUUACCUUGUAUUCUCAAGGUUACCAACCCCUUUUUAAAUGUUGUCCUCAUUUGAUAUAUACAUUGAGAAUAUAUUUUAGGUGCAUUUUACUAUUUUUUGUAAAAAAAAACUUGGUUCAUGUGUUCAAAAGUAUUUAAUGCACCGUGGAUUCAUUUGAUUUCAUUGAUAUAAUUUUCAUAAAUUCUGAAAAAAUAGUUAGUUCGUGGAUAUAUGAUUUCAUAGAUUUAAUUGCUUAUGUAUGCAUAGAAGCCUAUAGAAAAAUUGAACUAUGGUACAGGUUUACCUAUAUGUACUAACAAAAACGACCAAAAUUGGUACUAGACAAAUCAUAACAAAUCCACAGUAAUUGUGUAAAAUUUAAGUAUAUAAUAUUGCCAUAUCUGUUACAGAUGUAUCUUUAAAUGUGAUAACAGAAUGUUCUAUAUCUCAAAUGUUGAUGAGUUUGUUACAACAAGUAUAUUAAUGCAUUGCUCAGUUGGAUCACAUUUCCAUGUGGAAAAGCUCUUUACAAUUUUAUUGUGCCUUUUUUUGUAUAAUAUUAUAUAUGACUUACAAUAUUUAAAGACUUACAGUCUGAUGUAGGUUUAGUCUUCCUUGAUUCAGAUUUUGUAAAAAAAAAUGUUAUACUUUACUUCACUAAGUCAAAUUUUAAGAAAAUGGUAAUUUUUUAUUGGUCGGAACAUAGUCUUAUACUUUACUUUUAUAUUUUAUGAAAUGAAUUUACAUAGAAAUACUUCCUCUAUUUUACCAGUACCAUUCUAGUCAGGUUGAAAAAAUUUCAUAGUUUUGGUUUUACAUUUUUUGCAAUGUUUUAAUUACAUGUCUCAUGAAUUCAAUGAUUAAGUUUACAUUUUUCAGUACCCCCGAAAUCUGUUCUUAUUCACAGCAAAAAACUAAGCACAUGAUGAAUUAAGUAAAACUUUACACUGUAUUGUUUAUAUUUACAUAUAAAAAUGUGUACAUUUAAAUACUUUUUUAUUAUGCGGGUCAUUUAAUUUGUUAUUACAAUUUUAUUGUUCCAAGCUUGUGUUAAUUUAUUCAUUUGUUUUUAACAAAGUCUGUUUUAUUUUGAUAUUUUUAAUUGUCACAUUUUUACUUGUUCUAUUUCUUCAAACAAAAUCUAAAAAAAUUACAUAAUUCAUUUGUCUUCUUAACAUAUUUUCAUGGAAAGAUGGACAUGAUGGGGAUGUAUGUGUUUUAUAAAAAUGACAUAAGGGAGAAAUCUCUAUCUUAUACAUGUUAUAUUUGAACGGGCAUUUUUGAAUCAAACCUAUAUAAAAAUUAUAUAGAGGGGGGUGCUCAUUUUCACCACAUCUUU
Mytilus trossulus (common blue mussel) is the source of this 3372-nucleotide messenger RNA. RefSeq lists its product as uncharacterized. NCBI's taxonomy places the organism in Eukaryota, Metazoa, Mollusca, Bivalvia, Mytilida, Mytilidae. Bases 131 to 1933 code for a protein of 600 amino acids. The record is from RefSeq and is a predicted model, not a curated record. The transcript has 13 exons.